Labrus bergylta (ballan wrasse) is the source of this 1402-nucleotide messenger RNA. The record is from RefSeq and is a predicted model, not a curated record. NCBI's taxonomy places the organism in Eukaryota, Metazoa, Chordata, Actinopteri, Labriformes, Labridae.
CUCCACUCAGACAUGGAUAAAGGCGAUGGAUCCAUUAAGUACAUUCUGACUGGCGAAGGUGCCGGCUCCACCUUCACCAUCGACGACAGCACCGGAGACAUCCACGCCCUCCAGAGGCUAGACCGGGAGGUGAAGUCCCAGUACAUCCUCCGAGCACAGGCCCGCAACCGCCUGACGGACAGGCCUCUGGAGCCGGAGUCCGAGUUUAUCGUGAAGAUCCAGGACAUCAACGACAACGAGCCGAGGUUUCUAGACGGACCCUACCAGGCGUCUGUGCCGGAAAUGUCCAAUAUAGGAACUUCUGUGAUCCAGCUGACGGCCACAGACGCAGACGACCCCACGUAUGGUAACAGCGCUCGCGUGGUCUACAGCAUCCUGGAGGGACAGCCUUACUUCUCAGUGGACGCCAAGACUGGCGUGGUCCGGGUGUCUCUGGCAGACAUGGACAGGGAGACAAGAGAGAACUACACGGUGGUCAUCCAAGCCAAAGACAUGGGGGGCCAGCUGGGGGGGCUCGCCGGCACCACCACUGUGAACAUCACGCUCGGCGACAUCAACGACAACCCGCCCAUGUUUGACCAGAGGUUGUAUCAGAUGAGCAUCCCCGAGUCGGCCCCCGUGGGGUCUGUGGUGGGGCGGAUCUGGGCGAAGGACCGGGACAUCGGGGUCAACGCAGAGAUGAGGUACAGCAUCAUCGACGGAGACGGGAGGGACACGUUUGAUAUCAGCACCGACCCCACCAACCUGUUUGGCAGCAUUACGGUGAAAAAGCCGCUGAACUUUGAGAGUAAGCCCAGUUACACUCUGAAGGUGGAGGGCGCCAACAUCAACCUGGACCCGACUUUGCGCCACCGCGGGCCUUUCAAGGACGUCACCAUUGUGCACGUGAGCGUGGAGGACGUGGACGAGCCCCCGCUGUUCGACUUGGAGGCGUACAUCAUCGAGCUGCCAGAGGAUGCAGAAAUAGGGACGGUGUUGAAGACGGUGUCAGCAAGGGAUCCCGACGCUGCCAACAACACUGUGAGGUAUUCCAUCGAGAGGUCCAGUGACCCCGACAAGUUCUUCUACAUCGAUAUCACUUCAGGGUCGCUGAUGACGGUGCGUUCACUGGACCGAGAGGAGCUCGGCUGGCACAACAUCACCGUCCUCGCCAUGGAGAUGAAUGACCGUACAAAGGUGUCGAGUGUGCCUGUGGCUGUGAGGGUCCUGGAUGUGAACGAUAAUCCCCCCUCGCUGAUGCACUACCUGGAGGCUUAUGUGUGUGAAAACGCCAAAGCAGGACAGCUGAUCCAGACAGUCACAGCCGUGGAUCCGGACGAGCCGCUGGGUGGACAACACUUCUACUACAGUCUGGCUCCAGAGGCUGCAAACAACCCAAACUUCACCCUGAGAGACAACCAAG